Messenger RNA from Trifolium pratense (red clover), 3239 nucleotides. Its product is annotated as AMP deaminase-like. Lineage: Eukaryota; Viridiplantae; Streptophyta; Magnoliopsida; Fabales; Fabaceae. The record is from RefSeq and is a predicted model, not a curated record. The transcript has 21 exons. Gene Ontology annotation, molecular function: AMP deaminase activity. Gene Ontology annotation, biological process: IMP salvage; AMP metabolic process. Bases 44 to 2308 code for a protein of 754 amino acids. Gene Ontology annotation, cellular component: cytosol.
ACACUCUUUUUCACUUUUUCGCACUAUUCCCAAACAGAGAUAGAUGGACUGCUAUUUUUUGCAUUUAGCAAUGGCGGCGCUCGUCGGAGCUUUUGCCGUCGUCAUCUCUGCUUACUUUUUGCACCGUAAGACACUCUUACAACUUCUUGACUUCGCUCGUAUCGUUGCCGAGGAGAAGCUGAAUGGACCUGUUACAGUUCGAGGGAUUCCGGCCGGGUUGCCUCAGCUGCAUGCUGUCCAUGAAGCAAAAUCAGCACUUUUAGGUACCCAGAAGAGAAAAGUUAUGAGGCCAAUUUCUCCCAAGUCUCCUGUGGCAAGUGCUAGUGUCUUUGAGAGUGUUGAAGAAUCAGAUGAUGAUGAUAUUGUUGACCAUACCAAACUAGAUACUACAUAUCUUCACAGCAAUGGAGAUGUUUCUGGUCCAAUUGCAGCUGAUAUUCUACGGAAAGAGCCAGAGCAUGAAACCUUUACUAGACUUAUAACUACGACUAUUGAGGCUCCAUCACCUGAUGAAGCGAAAGCCUACAUGAUGCUUCAAGAAUGCCUUGAAAUGAGAAAGAGAUAUGUGUUUAGAGAAUCAAUUGCUCCAUGGGAAAAAGAAGUUAUAUCUGACACUAGAGCUCCAAAACCUAAUCCAGAGCCAUUCUUUUACGCCCCUGAAGAAAAAUCUGAUCACUACUUUAAAAUGCAAGAUGGGGUCCUUCAUGUAUAUCCAAGCAUAGAUUCAAAACAAGAACUUUUUCCUGUUGCAGAUGCAACUACCUUUUUCACUGACCUCCAUCAUAUAAAUCGAGUCGCAGCAGCGGGGAACAUACGGACAUUAUCUCAUCACCGGCUUCAACAUCUAGAACACCUGUUCAUUCUUCAUUCGAGGCUAAAUGCUGAUAAGGAAUUUCGUGCCCAAAAGAGUACUCCUCAUCGAGACAUCUACAAUGUUAGGAAAGUUGAUACUCAUAUCCACCACUCAGCAUGCAUGCACCAGUGGGAUCUUUUAAAGUUUAUAAAAAAUAAGCUGAGGAAAGAACCUGAUGAGGUCGUAAUAUAUCGAGAUGGAACUUAUCUGACCUUGAAAGAAGUUUUUGAGAGUCUGGAUUUGACUGGAUACGACCUCAAUGUUGAUCUUUUGGACGUUCAUGCAGACAAGAGUACAUUUCAUCGCUUUGACAAUUUCAAUCGUAAGUACAAUCCAUGUGGUCAGAGUAGGCUCAGAGAGAUAUUUCUGAAGCAGGAUAAUCUCAUUCAAGGUCGUUACCUUGCCGAGAUGACAAAGGAUGUAAUUGCUGAUCUUGAAGCCAGUAAAUAUCUGAUGGCUGAGUAUAGAAUAUCAAUAUAUGGUAGGAAACAAAGUGAGUGGGAUCAACUAGCUAGUUGGAUAGUGAAUAAUGGACUAUACAGCCAGAAUGUUGUUUGGCUGAUUCAGCUUCCAAGGUUGUACAAUGUGUACAAAGAAAAUGGAAUUGUGACUUCAUUCCAGAACAUCCUUGACAAUAUCUUCAUUCCACUUUUUGAGGUUACUGUGGAUCCCGAUUCACAUCCUCAGCUACAUGUUUUCUUGAAACAGGUUGUUGGUUUUGAUUUGGUGGAUGAUGAAAGCAAGGGGGAAAGACAGCCAACCAAACACAUGCCUACACCCGCUCAAUGGACUAAUGAACAUAAUCCAGCAUAUUCAUACUAUGUCUAUUACUGUUAUGCCAAUCUUUACACCUUAAACAAGCUUCGUGAAUCGAAGGGAAUGACAACAAUUAAACUCCGUCCACAUUGUGGAGAGACUGGUGUUACUGCUAUUGAACAUCUUGCUGCAGCCUUUCUUACGGCUCAUAACAUUUCGCAUGGAAUUAAAUUGAGAAAAUCUCCUGUGCUUCAAUAUUUGUAUUAUCUAGCUCAGAUUGGGCUGGCAAUGUCUCCCCUCAGCAAUAACUCCCUAUUCAAAGAAUUACAUCAGAAUCCUUUUCCAAAGUUCUUCUCGAGGGGUUUGAAUGUAUCACUUUCCACUGAUGAUCCGCUCCAAUUUCACUUGUUAAAGGAACCAUUGGUUCAAGAAUAUAGCAAUGCUGCUUCUACAUGGAAAUUGAGCUCAUGUGAUUUGUGUGAGCUUGCCCGAAAUUCAGUUUAUCAGUCAGGUUUCUCACAUGCCUUAAAGUCACACUGGAUUGGCAAGGAGUAUUACAAGAGAGGGCCAAAUGGAAAUGACAUUCGCAAAACAAAUGUUCCUCACAUCCGGAUGGAAUACCGAGACACGAUUUGGAGAGAUGAGAUGCAACUGGUUUAUUUGGGCAAAGCUAGCAUUCCUGAAGUUUUAGACAUAUAAUAUAACAUGCUGGCAUGUGCUUCAUCCACACUUGAAAAAUCAAGCUGUAAACAGGUUGAAAAUGAGUUCCGCAUAUCCACUCAACCUCGAAUGAUGGCAUCUGAGGGCCGACCCUAUUUAAUGGUUAGACUCGGCACAUACGCGAUACUAAGACUGAAGAUGUUAUUCAUCUAUAUUCCAUGUGAUCAAUCAGCUUCAGCAAGACUAGUAGAACUUCAAAUCAUCAUGGAAAGUGUUUUCUCAUAUUGACAUGGCUAAUCUCUUCUUUAUUUUCACUUUUAGCAUUAUGCAUAAGGUUCUCAUCAAAUGGUAAUACUAAUAAGUACAAGGUUUCCAUAGCUAAUCUCUUUUAUAUGCCUAAUCUAAAAUACUUUAUCAAUAACUGGGGAGUAUGAUAUUUUGUAUCAUUUUAAAGGUUAUGUAAUUAUGCUCCUCACAAAAGAUUGAAUCUUAACUUGAGUUUGUUAAACUUUAAGCAACAGUCCAAGCAAAGAGAAGGAAGUGCGACUCAUAAUCAAUCCAAUUGAUGAUUGUUGGUGCUGCGUCAAGCCUUGGGACCGAGUGUGUCUGUGUCUCUGUAUCGUUGGAUUUGUUUUAUUAAGAUAUUUAUGAGAAGACAAAAAUUAAGAGAAAGGGUGAAGAUAAAUAACAUUGUUUUUCACGUUGUCACGUGUCCGCGUGUUUUGUGAAAAGAAACCUUCGUCCUGUUAAGCAUUAUUCUUAUCGGAUUGGUCAAUUUGGACGAGAUUUGUUGUUCUUUUACAAUUACCCUUCUUCUUGCUAGAGAUGUCUCUUCCCUUUUAGGACUUGAUUAGAAGAAUGUUCAUAUGUAAUUUUUUCCUCAAGUGUUUUGGAUUUUUCAUUUCUUUUAUCCAAUUUUGGAUAAUUUGGAAUGUAUAGAGGUUAUUUGAACACCACCUAAUAUAUUGCA